UCAAUGCGUACACGGAGGUGGGAAGGACGCUCCACGGGGAGACUUGGGAUCCGACCACCGCGCCACUCUCCGGAGAAGCCAUCAUGAGGGCGGGACAAGGUAAGAAGCACGGGCGGUACUUGAUCGCCAACAGCUUGGUCGACACGGCGAGUACGCCCAGUCUCUCGCAGCUUAGGGCCGAGAUGGAGGCAAAGUUUGAGGAGGAGAGGAGGUGCCGAAUGGAGGUCGAGGCCAAGCUGGAGCAGGAGCGGAAGUUGAGGGAGGAGCAGUCGGUUAUGUUGCACAGCAUGGUCACCUGGAUGCAAGGACUUGGCGCGUCGAUGAACUAUGCGACGCCGCCUCCUCCCUUCGCCUUACCAGCUCAGCCUUACUUUCCUGCAGGACCUUCUGACACUCCCAAUCAGUCGUGGAACGCAUCGAACGACCCUCCUCCGGACCAGAACUCGCCGGCGGCCCCGUGGCAAUCUUGGCCACCCCCCUCCACCUAACCGUGAGUGAUUUGUAGUACCCUACUGGACUUGUGAUGUGAUGGACUUGUAGUACCCUUGUGGACUUGUGAUGUGAUAUGAUGGACUUGUAUUCGGACUCUAUCUAUGUGAUGGACUUGUAUUCGGACUCGUUUUAUGUGAUGUGAUGGACAUUAUCUUGUGUUAUUUGUAUCGAUGCUAUUGUCGCAAUUGAAAAUUAUAUAUUUGUCGUUAUAACUGCCUGUAAUGACCCCUGCAUUUAUAUA
Messenger RNA from Panicum virgatum (switchgrass), 733 nucleotides. RefSeq lists its product as uncharacterized. The coding region runs from base 84 to 488 and encodes 134 amino acids. The transcript is spliced from 3 exons. NCBI's taxonomy places the organism in Eukaryota, Viridiplantae, Streptophyta, Magnoliopsida, Poales, Poaceae. The record is from RefSeq and is a predicted model, not a curated record.